Pteronotus mesoamericanus is the source of this 1491-nucleotide messenger RNA. RefSeq names its product solute carrier family 46 member 2 (gene SLC46A2). Gene Ontology annotation, cellular component: membrane. NCBI's taxonomy places the organism in Eukaryota, Metazoa, Chordata, Mammalia, Chiroptera, Mormoopidae. The transcript has 4 exons. The record is from RefSeq and is a predicted model, not a curated record. Gene Ontology annotation, molecular function: transmembrane transporter activity. Gene Ontology annotation, biological process: transmembrane transport. The coding region runs from base 70 to 1485 and encodes 471 amino acids.
ACGGCUCGCGCGCUGGGAGCAGCGGCCGGCUAUCGAGCAAGCCCCUCCGUCCCGCAUCAGAGAGACCACAUGGGCCCCGAGGCCACCUGCAGCGGCCACCUGGCUCGCCUCCAGGUGAGGACCUGGGUUGAGCCCGUGGUGGCGUCCACUCAGGUGGCCAGCUCCCUCUACGAUGCAGGGCUACUCCUCGUGCUGAAGGACUCCUUUGCGGCCACCUCCAACCACAGCGCCACCCCAUCGCCCGGGGAUGCUCAAGAGGACCAGCAGCAGAAGGCCAUCUCCAAUUUCUACAUCAUCUACAACCUCGUGAUGGGCCUGACGCCCCUGCUGCCUGCCUUCGGGCUGGGCUGGCUCAGCGACCGCUACCACCGCAAGAUCUCUCUCUGUGUGGCCCUGCUGGGCCUCCUGCUCUGCCGGCUGGGGCUGCUCUUCAAGGUGCUGUGGGACUGGCCCGUGGAGGUGCUGUACUGGGCCGUGGGGCUGAACGGGCUCUGCGGCGGCCACUCAGCAUACUGGUCGGGGAUUGUAUCCCUGGGCUCGCUUGGCUCCUCCGUGGACCGCCGCUCAGUACGCCUCAUCUUCAUCGACCUGAUCCUGGGCUUCGCGGGAUUCACGGGGAGCAUGGUCUCUGGGCAUCUCUUCCGGCAGAUGUUUGGGCAGCCCUCGAAGGGCCUGUUGCUGACGGCCUGCAGCGUGAGCUGUGCCUCUUUUGCCUUUUUCUACAGCCUCUUGGUUCUGAAAGUCCCCCAGUUGGAGGCCAAGCCCAGAAAAGCACUCUCUCCCGUGGAUACGGUGUCCGGCACUGUGGGCACAUAUCGCACCCUGGACCCUGAUGAGCCAGACAGGCAGAGUGUAGUGGGGCACCCUCUAUCUCCUAGGAAAGCAACGCCCCAAAAAUCCAUUAUUGCCCUGCUCUUUCUGGGCGCCAUCCUCUAUGACAUCGCAGUGGUGGGCACAGUGGACGUGAUGCCCCUUUUUGUGCUAAGGGCGCCUCUCAGUUGGGGCCAAGUAGAGGUGGGCUACAGUAUGGCUGCAGGGUACAUGAUCUUCAUCACCAGCUUCCUGGGUGUCUUGAUCUUCUCCCGUUGCUUCCGGGACACCACCAUGAUCACGAUCGGGAUGAUCUCCUUUGGAUUGGGAGCUCUCUUGUUGACUUUUGUGAAAAACACGUACAUGUUCUACAUCGCUCGAGCCGUCAUGCUCUUCGCUCUCAUCCCCAUCACAACCAUUCGAUCAGCGAUGUCCAAGCUCAUAAAGGACUCCUCGUAUGGUAAGGUAUUUGUCAUUCUGCAGCUGUCCCUGACUCUCACCUCGGUGGUGACAUCCACAGUGUAUAACGAGCUCUAUCAGCUCACCAUGGAAAAGUUUGUCGGCACCUGCUUUGCCCUCUCCUGCUUUCUCUCCUUCCUGGCCAUCGUCCCGAUUGGCAUCGUGGCCUGCAAACAAGCCUCAUGGGCGAAACAUGCAGACGUCACAGAGAAAUGAAGGUGC